GGAAGUGCACACAGUAAUAGUUAAAGAAGCUGUACCUGAAAGUGCAGCCACAGGACAAAAGUCAAAGAUAAUAAUGUCCUUAAUAGUUUUGACGUCUGCCUACAGACUGAGGUCCAUCUGCAGACUGCAGCGGAUCCAGAGCCACAUGAUGUCGAGUCAGGUCGAACCAGAGGUUCUUCUGGAGAGAGUGGGCAGCGCAGGUGUGAUCACCAUAAACAGACCCAAAGUCCUGAAUGCCCUGAACCUGCCCAUGAUCCGCCAGAUCUACCCUCAGCUCAAGAAAUGGGAAAAUGACAACGAGACCGCCAUUGUGAUCAUCAGAGGAGCAGGGGGGAAAGCCUUUUGUGCCGGUGGAGACAUCCGAGCGGUCACAGAAGCGGGGAAAGUUGGAGAUCCUCUUGCAGAGGACUUUUUCCGCGAGGAAUACAUUCUCAACAAUGCUAUUGGAACAUGCAGGAAACCAUACAUCGCCCUUAUUGAGGGAAUAACAAUGGGUGGGGUGAUUAACCUCUCCUGUCAUGUCAGUACAGAGAAGACACUAACGACGCUCCCACAGCCUGGAAAAGGGCUUUUUCCUGACGUGGGAGGUGGCCAUUUUCUGCCGAGGCUGCGAGGGAAGCUGGGACUGUUUUUGGCCUUGACGGGCUUCCGUCUCAAGGGGCGUGACGUGCAGAGAGCUGGAGUUGCUACUCAUUUCGUUGAGUCUAAGAAGAUCCCAGAGUUGGAGAAGGUGCUAGUGGACUUGAAGUCUCCCUCUGCUGAAGACGUCUCCAGAGUGCUAGAGUCCUACCAGAGCCAGAGUAGUCUGGAUUCUGAGAAACCCUUUGUGUUGGACAAGCACAUGUCUGACAUUGACAGGCUGUUCAGCUCCAGCAGCGUGGAGGGCAUCGUGCAGAACCUGAAGGCAGACGGCUCCGAGUUCGCUAACAAACAAGCCGAGACACUGUCCAGGAUGUCUCCCAUGUCCCUGAAAAUCACCUACAAGCAGCUGAAGGCGGGUGCAACUCUGAGCCUGCAGGACGUGUUGGUAAUGGAGUAUCGGCUGAGCCAGGCCUGCAUGAGGGGCUGUGACUUUUACGAGGGUGUACGAGCCGUGCUGGUUGACAGGGACCAGAGUCCCAAGUGGAACCCGUCGACGCUGGAGGAGGUGUCUGAGCAGGCUGUGGAGCAGUGCUUCUCCUCCCUGGGAGACAAAGACCUGACUUUCUGACGCUUCCCACCUUCAAACACACACUACUAAGCCUUGGCCUCCCGCCCCCGCAUCCCUUUAUGGGCAGUCAUGUGUGAGGACUGUACUCCUGAGGAUGAAAAACAGUCUGUUCAUUUACUGUGGUAACAUUUAAAGGAAAAUCCAGGCAGCUGAAGAACAGGUUUGACUGGGAUCUAAAAUAGUAGAGUGCGGGGUGGAAGUGGAGUGUUUUUUUUAUAAUUCAUUUUUUACAUAAGCAACGACUCUCUUCUGCUGCAAAUGCAAGGAAUGUGCCGCAUUAACAUGAGGACAUGGGAGGAGAAACUGAUCCCACCACUGAGUGCUUUAUUGCAUUUCCUGUGGGAGUUUGUCGAUGUGACAUGGAUCGCUAUCAUCUGUAUUUCCGCAGUGUGGUCACUUGUUUUGUCUUUUUCCAGUGUUUUUCCUCUCAGUGGUAUUUGUGGUUUUUCAGAUGUAACAUGGAUGAAAAAGGGGAUUCUUUGACAUAUCCGAACACUCCCAGGACAAGGCAGAUUUAUAUCGAUCAGUAUAUCGAUAUUGGUUCUGAAUCCAUUUACAUGACUGUUACAUCGCUUGCAUGUUAUACUGCAUUUAACCUAUCUGAUGGACAAAUCCCUGUUUUUAGUAGGUACACGUCACAUGCUUAACAUUUAUUAUGAAUAGCUGCACUAUUUAUGAGACAACCAGUCAGAUUAGACAUCCAUGCUGGAACAGAGGGCAAUAAACAGUUGGUAAUGUAACAU
Messenger RNA from Etheostoma cragini (Arkansas darter), 1953 nucleotides. It is a transcript of the gene hibch, whose product is annotated as 3-hydroxyisobutyryl-CoA hydrolase. Gene Ontology annotation, cellular component: mitochondrion. Lineage: Eukaryota; Metazoa; Chordata; Actinopteri; Perciformes; Percidae. Gene Ontology annotation, molecular function: 3-hydroxyisobutyryl-CoA hydrolase activity. Gene Ontology annotation, biological process: L-valine catabolic process. The record is from RefSeq and is a predicted model, not a curated record. The coding region runs from base 74 to 1210 and encodes 378 amino acids. The transcript is spliced from 15 exons.